Penicillium atrosanguineum is the source of this 1089-nucleotide messenger RNA. RefSeq lists its product as uncharacterized. The transcript has 5 exons. The record is from RefSeq and is a predicted model, not a curated record. Gene Ontology annotation, biological process: spindle assembly. The coding region runs from base 1 to 1089 and encodes 362 amino acids. Gene Ontology annotation, cellular component: HAUS complex. Lineage: Eukaryota; Fungi; Ascomycota; Eurotiomycetes; Eurotiales; Aspergillaceae.
AUGAUACCCCCUUGCGACCCCUCCAUUCUUGAGAACAAUCCCCAAUUUAAACGACUCUACGAAAAUCUCACAACAAACUUAUUGAAUCCCGAUGGAUCAACUCGUGCGCACAGUGCAGACCCGACCCGAGAAGCUGUCGCGGAGGACCUGAAACAAUGUCAGAUCCGGAGUACGAAGAAGCGGAUAAAGGAGCGGACGCUCAAGCAGCUGGCGUCUGCAGCAGACAGCAGUCUCCCGAACGAGUGCCACGAUAACUUAGCUAUCAUAACCCUCUACCUCGAGACACCACGCAGCGCAAUCGACCCAGAGAGCCCCCAAAACACCGAGGAACCAACCAAAGACAAUGCGGCCUCUCUCCUGGCCCCAGAUAUUGAAAUAUUCUACUCGCACAUCCCAUCCCUGAUCCUCCCCUUCUCAAACAUCCUCUCUACCGCAAUCCACGAGCUCCGAAGCCUAUCAACAACAAACGCAGAGGAAAGCCCAGACACAGAACCCUUGCAGGAGAAGCCACAAAACAUCUCCGCCCAUUACCGCUCAACGUCGAACCACUAUGCUCGCGCACGCGCCCGAGACCGACGGCUAUCAGAUCGGGUCCAGACUCUCCGCCGUGUCCAAAUUGCAGAUCUGCCAGCUGCACGCCGGAAGAUGGCUGCAACCGCGGCUGAACUGCUGGCAGUACAAACACAGGUACUAGAGCGGGUAGUUGUGCUUCUUGAACGGGUAAAAUAUGGAGUUUUCGCGCGAGCGACGAAGGCAAAGGCGGAGCAUCUGGCUACUGUUGCGCAGGGGGUUGAAGGGAAGUUAGAAGUAACCAAACUCGAGAUUGCAGCAACUCUCUAUACACCCGAGACAUUGGCUGCGCUCAGCCGGUACCAGCAACAUAUCCGAGAAUCCAAGAACCGCCUAGAAGAGCGACGAGAACUAGCCAUGGAGGAACUGUCGCGUUACGGAGAUGUCCAAGCCUCCGAAACCACGGGCCUAGAUCGAAGCGGACCAGGAGGCACGAUGAGCGAGAUCGCCCGCCGGUAUGGCUCCCUAGCAAAGGAAGUCGAGACCGUGAGAAUGGAAAUCGCCCGCCUUGGCGAGUAA